UAAGUGAUUAAUAAGUUCCUCUCCUUCCUCUCUGUGUCUCUAAUCUCUCUUUCUCUCUCUCUCUCUCUCUCUCUCUCUUUAGAGAUACAUGAAUUCGCUCUCUACCUCUAAACGCUGUAACGGAGGUCUCUCAUAAAACGCCGUUACUUUCUACGGAGAGAAAAGGGUUAUUUAAGCACGUGUCGUUUUUUGAAAAAAAUUUAUAUUUUUUAAUUUUUUAUUUAAUUUUUUUUUGGGGGAGGAGGGGUUUAUCGUUUUUAUGUUAAUGAUGGCUUUGGAGCAGCAAUUAAGUCAGGCACAAAACCCCGUUGACGGCGAAGCUGACGGCGUUACUAACGGCGUUGAGGCUGCGCGGCCGACGUCGUUUGUUGACGGCGACAAAACGCCGAGGCUGCCACGGUGGACGCGGCAGGAGAUUCUGGUCCUGAUACAGGGGAAGCGGGUGGCGGAGACUCGGGCGAGGCAGCGUGGCAGGUCGGCCGGGUUGCCAUUCGGGUCGGGUCAGGUGGAGCCGAAGUGGGCGUCCGUGUCGUCGUACUGCAAGCGACACGGGGUGAACCGGGGCCCCGUGCAGUGCCGGAAGCGGUGGAGCAAUUUGGCCGGCGAUUACAAGAAGAUUAAGGAAUGGGAGUCUCAGGUGAAGGAGGAAACGGAGUCGUUUUGGGUCAUGAGGAAUGAUUUGAGGAGGGAGAGGAAGUUGCCCGGGUUUUUCGACAAGGAGGUUUAUGAUAUCCUUGAUUCCGGGUCGGGUGGGGCUCCGGAGACCUCAAUUCCUGGCCUCUCUUUGGCUUUGGCGGCUCCGGGUUCUGCGGCGGAGGAUACGGAGGCGGAUGCCGGAGUUUUGUUCGAUAGUGGAAGAACCGCCGCCGCGGAGGAUGGGCUGUUCUCGGAUUUCGAGCAGGAUGAAUCGGGUCGGAGUCGGACCCCCGAAAAAGAGGCUCCACCGGUUCCAAAGGAGGUUCCUGCUCCUACGCCAAUUUCCGAGAAGCAGUAUCAACCAGUACUACGAAGCUGUCAGGGUCAAGGUACAACAAAUGAGAAACAGCCGGCUUCAAAUCCUGAGAUAGGAUCUACGUCUCAAGAGGGACGGAAGCGAAAAAGGCUUGCAAUAGAAGAAGAUGAGGAAACAGUUAGUCUGCAGAAUCAGUUGGUUGAUGUACUAGAAAAAAAUGCGAAAAUGCUGAGUGCUCAACUUGAAUCUCAGAAUGUGAAUUUCCAACUGGAUCGCGAACAGCGGAAAGAUGAUGUUAGUGGUUUGAUUGGUGUUCUUAAUAAGCUUGCAGAUGCUUUAGGGAGGAUCGCAGAUAAGUUGUAGCGGACAGGAAUCAGAAUACGGUGUACAUAACAAGAGUUCUCUCCAACAUUAAUAGACGAUAGCAGAGGCUGAAGAAUGGAAAGCAUGAGAUUUAAGGAUUUAUAUCUAGAUGAUGACAUUCAAUAUGGCAUUCAAAUAUGUUUUUCUUGAUUUUUUCUUUUCUUUCUUUAUAUAUCUCCUUUAUUCGCCACUUGUGUGGCUUAUUACUGCGUCAUAGGUUACAUACACAGAUAUUGAUUACAGAAUUUCAGAUACCACAUUUCCGCUUCUCUUCUGUUACAUACCUCCAGUUUAUAGGAUAUUCCUCUCGUUAAUGUUUUUGUGAUUGUACAAGUUCUUGAUUUUAGUCAGCUUUAUAAGCUUUUAUUUUUUUA
Messenger RNA from Quercus robur (English oak), 1689 nucleotides. RefSeq names its product trihelix transcription factor ASR3. The record is from RefSeq and is a predicted model, not a curated record. The transcript is spliced from 3 exons. Lineage: Eukaryota; Viridiplantae; Streptophyta; Magnoliopsida; Fagales; Fagaceae. Bases 260 to 1315 code for a protein of 351 amino acids.